Messenger RNA from Piliocolobus tephrosceles (Ugandan red Colobus), 6119 nucleotides. It is a transcript of the gene MYO5B, whose product is annotated as myosin VB. Gene Ontology annotation, biological process: actin filament organization. Bases 354 to 5903 code for a protein of 1849 amino acids. The transcript has 40 exons. NCBI's taxonomy places the organism in Eukaryota, Metazoa, Chordata, Mammalia, Primates, Cercopithecidae. Gene Ontology annotation, cellular component: actin cytoskeleton; cytoplasm; myosin complex. The record is from RefSeq and is a predicted model, not a curated record. Gene Ontology annotation, molecular function: microfilament motor activity; actin filament binding; ATP binding.
AGAGGCGCGGCGGCGCACGGGCAGUCCGCUCUGACGCGCUCGAGUCCUCCCUCCUCGCCGGCCCUCGCCUCCUCCCCACACCUGGGCGGGGAGCGGCGUCGCGCUGCCUCCUCCCCCGGCGCUCGCAACUCCUGUCCGGCCGCAGCUGCGCCGCGGCCGCGGGAGUAAAGGUCGCGUAGCCGGGAGCUAGCCGGCGCUGUGCCUCCGGGAAGCCGGCGGGGCAGGUCGGAGAAGAGCGAGAAGAUCGAGAAACUCCAGGCCAGCCCGGGAACAUGGCGCCAGGCGGGCCGGCCGCGGACUGAGAGCCGCGGUGCAGCGGGGAGCCGGGGCUCGAGCCCCGCCCGGCCCGGGCCAUGUCGGUGGGCGAGCUCUACAGCCAGUACACAAGGGUCUGGAUCCCUGACCCUGAUGAGGUAUGGCGUUCAGCUGAGUUAACCAAGGACUACAAAGAAGGAGACAAGAGCCUGCAGCUCCGACUGGAAGAUGAAACGAUUCUGGAAUACCCAAUUGACGUACAAUGCAACCAGCUGCCCUUCUUACGGAAUCCAGAUAUCUUGGUGGGAGAAAAUGACCUGACUGCCCUUAGCUAUCUUCAUGAACCUGCAGUUUUGCACAAUUUGAAGGUCCGUUUCCUGGAGUCCAACCAUAUCUACACUUACUGUGGUAUUGUACUUGUUGCCAUUAAUCCUUAUGAACAGUUGCCAAUCUAUGGACAAGAUGUCAUCUAUGCCUACAGUGGCCAAAACAUGGGAGACAUGGACCCCCACAUCUUUGCUGUGGCAGAAGAAGCCUACAAGCAGAUGGCCAGAGAUGAGAAGAAUCAGUCCAUCAUAGUCAGUGGGGAGUCUGGAGCUGGAAAGACGGUGUCAGCCAAGUAUGCUAUGCGCUAUUUCGCCACCGUUGGUGGCUCGGCCAGUGAAACCAACAUCGAAGAGAAGGUGCUGGCAUCCAGUCCCAUCAUGGAGGCCAUCGGAAAUGCUAAGACCACCCGCAAUGACAACAGCAGCCGUUUUGGCAAGUACAUCCAGAUUGGCUUUGACAAAAGGUACCACAUCAUCGGGGCCAACAUGAGGACCUACCUCUUGGAGAAGUCCAGAGUGGUCUUCCAGGCAGAUGAUGAGCGGAAUUACCACAUCUUUUACCAGCUCUGUGCUGCUGCUGGUCUUCCAGAAUUUAAAGAGCUUGCGCUAACAAGUGCGGAGGACUUUUUCUAUACAUCACAGGGAGGAGACACUUCCAUCGAGGGUGUGGAUGAUGCUGAGGACUUUGAGAAGACUCGACAAGCCUUCACACUCCUUGGAGUGAGAGAGUCCCAUCAGAUAAGCAUUUUUAAGAUAAUUGCUUCUAUCUUGCACCUUGGAAGUGUGGAGAUUCAGGCUGAGCGUGAUGGUGAUUCCUGUAGUAUAUCACCCCAGGAUGAACACCUAAGCAACUUCUGCCGACUACUAGGGGUGGAGCACAGUCAGAUGGAGCAGUGGUUGUGUCAUCGCAAGCUGGUCACCACCUCGGAGACGUAUGUCAAGACCAUGUCCCUGCAGCAGGUGAUCAAUGCGCGCAAUGCCCUGGCCAAGCACAUCUAUGCCCAGCUGUUCAGCUGGAUUGUGGAGCACAUCAACAAGGCCCUGCAUACUUCCCUCAAGCAGCACUCCUUCAUCGGGGUCCUGGACAUCUACGGGUUUGAGACAUUUGAGGUAAACAGCUUUGAGCAGUUCUGUAUCAACUAUGCAAAUGAAAAGCUCCAGCAGCAGUUCAACUCGCAUGUGUUCAAACUGGAGCAAGAAGAAUACAUGAAGGAACAGAUCCCUUGGACCCUGAUUGAUUUUUAUGAUAACCAACCUUGUAUCGACCUCAUCGAAGCCAAGCUGGGUAUCUUGGACCUAUUGGAUGAAGAAUGUAAGGUCCCCAAAGGAACUGACCAGAACUGGGCUCAGAAGCUCUACGACCGGCACUCCAGCAGCCAGCACUUCCAGAAGCCCCGCAUGUCCAACACAGCCUUCAUCAUCGUCCACUUUGCAGACAAGGUGGAGUACCUCUCUGAUGGUUUUCUGGAGAAAAACAGAGACACGGUGUAUGAAGAGCAGAUCAAUAUCCUGAAGGCCAGCAAGUUCCCACUAGUGGCUGACUUGUUUCAUGAUGACAAGGACCCUGUUCCUGCCACCACCUCUGGGAAGGGGCCAUCUUCGAAGAUCAGCGUCCGUUCUGCCAGACCCCCCAUGAAAGCCUCCAACAAGGAGCACAAGAAAACCGUUGGCCACCAGUUCCGUACCUCCCUGCAUCUGCUCAUGGAGACCCUGAAUGCCACGACCCCUCACUACGUCCGCUGCAUCAAGCCCAAUGAUGAGAAGCUCCCCUUUCACUUUGACCCAAAGAGAGCAGUGCAGCAACUCAGAGCCUGCGGGGUGUUGGAGACGAUUCGAAUCAGUGCAGCUGGCUACCCAUCCAGGUGGGCCUACCAUGACUUUUUCAACCGGUAUCGGGUGCUGGUCAAGAAGAGAGAGCUCGCCAACACAGACAAAAAGGCUAUCUGCAGGUCUGUCCUGGAGAACCUCAUCAAGGACCCCGACAAGUUCCAGUUUGGCCGCACCAAGAUCUUCUUCCGAGCAGGCCAGGUGGCCUACCUGGAGAAGCUGCGGGCUGACAAGUUCCGGACAGCCACCAUCAUGAUCCAGAAAACUGUCCGGGGAUGGCUGCAGAAGGUGAAAUAUCGCAGGCUGAAGAGGGCUACCUUAACCCUGCAGAGGUACUGCCGAGGACACCUGGCCCGCAGGCUGGCUGAGCACCUGCGGAGGACCAGAGCGGCCGUGGUGCUCCAGAAACAUUACCGCAUGCAGAGGGCCUGCCAGGCCUACCAGAGGGUCCGCAGGGCUGCCGUUGUUAUCCAGGCCUUCACCCGGGCCAUGUUUGUGCGGAGAACCUACCGCCAGAUCCUCAUGGAGCACAAGGCCACCACCAUCCAGAAGCAUGUGCGGGGCUGGAUGGCACGCAGGCACUUCCGGCAGCUGCGGGAUGCAGCCAUUGUCAUCCAAUGUGCCUUCCGGAUGCUCAAGGCCAGGCAGGAGCUGAAGGCCCUCAGGAUCGAGGCCCGCUCAGCAGAGCAUCUGAAACGUCUCAACGUGGGCAUGGAGAACAAGGUGGUCCAGCUGCAGCGGAAGAUCGACGAGCAGAACAAAGAGUUCAAGACACUGUCGGAGCAGUUGUCCGUGACCACCUCCACAUACACCAUGGAGGUAGAGAGGCUGAAGAAGGAGCUGGCGCACUACCAGCAGAGCCCGGGUGAGGACCCCAGCCUGAGUCUGCAGGAGGAGGUGGAGAGCCUGCGCACGGAGCUACAGAGGGCCCACUCGGAGCGCAAGAUCUUGGAGGAUGCGCACAGUAGGGAGAAGGACGAGCUGAGGAAGCGAGUUGCAGACCUGGAGCAAGAAAAUGCUCUCUUGAAAGAUGAGAAAGAACAACUCAACAACCAAAUCCUGUGCCAGUCUAAAGAUGAAUUUGCCCAGAACUCUGUGAAGGAAAAUCUCCUCAUGAAGAAAGAACUGGAGGAGGAGCGAUCCCGGUACCAGAACCUUGUGAAGGAAUAUUCACAGUUGGAGCAGAGAUACGACAACCUUCGGGAUGAGAUGACCAUCAUAAAGCAAACUCCAGGUCAUAGGCGGAACCCAUCAAACCAAAGUAGCUUAGAAUCUGACUCCAAUUACCCUUCCAUCUCCACAUCUGACAUCGGAGACACUGAGGAUGCCCUCCAGCAGGUGGAGGAAAUCGGCCUGGAGAAGGCAGCCAUGGACAUGACGGUCUUCCUGAAGCUGCAGAAGAGAGUACGGGAGCUGGAGCAGGAGAGGAAAAAGCUGCAAGUGCAGCUGGAGAAGAGAGAACAGCAGGACAGCAAGAAAGUCCAGGUGGAACCACCACAGACUGACAUAGAUUUGGACCCGGAUACAGAUCUGGCCUACAAUAGUCUGAAGAGGCAAGAGCUGGAGUCAGAGAACAAAAAGCUGAAGAAUGACCUGAAUGAGCUGAGGAAAGCCGUGGCCGACCAAGCCAUGCAGAAUAACUCCAGCCACGGCUCCCCAGACAGCUACAGCCUCCUGCUGAACCAGCUCAAGCUGGCCCACGAGGAGCUGGAGGUGCGCAAGGAGGAGGUGCUCAUCCUCAGGACCCAGAUCGUGAGCGCCGACCAGCGGCGACUCGCCGGCAGGAACGCGGAGCCGAACAUUAAUGCCAGGUCAAGUUGGCCUAACAGUGAAAAGCAUGUUGACCAGGAGGAUGCCAUUGAAGCCUAUCAUGGGGUCUGCCAGACAAACAGCAAGACUGAGGAUUGGGGAUAUUUAAAUGAAGAUGGAGAACUCGGCUUGGCCUACCAAGGCCUAAAGCAAGUCGCCAGGCUGCUGGAGGCUCAGCUGCAGGCCCAGAGCCUGGAGCAUGAGGAGGAGGUGGAGCAUCUCAAGUCCCAGCUCGAGGCCCUGAAGGAAGAGAUGGACAAACAGCAGCAGACCUUCUGCCAGACGCUACUGCUCUCCCCAGAGGCCCAGGUGGAAUUCGGCAUCCAGCAGGAGAUAUCCCGGCUGACCAAUGAGAAUCUGGACCUUAAAGAACUGGUAGAAAAGCUGGAAAAGAAUGAGAGGAAGCUCAAAAAGCAACUGAAGAUUUACAUGAAGAAAGCCCAGGACCUAGAAGCUGCCCAGGCAUUGGCCCAGAGUGAGAGGAAGCGCCAUGAGCUCAACAGGCAGGUCACAGUCCAGCGGAAAGAGAAGGAUUUUCAGGGCAUGCUGGAGUACCACAAAGAGGACGAGGCCCUCCUCAUCCGGAACCUGGUGACAGACUUGAAGCCCCAGAUGCUGUCGGGCGCAGUGCCCUGUCUCCCCGCCUAUAUCCUCUACAUGUGCAUCCGGCAUGCGGACUACACCAACGACGAUCUCAAGGUGCACUCCCUGCUGACCUCCACCAUCAACGGCAUUAAGAAAGUCCUGAAAAAGCACAAUGAUGACUUUGAGAUGACGUCAUUCUGGUUAUCCAACACCUGCCGCCUUCUUCACUGUCUGAAGCAGUACAGCGGGGAUGAGGGCUUCAUGACUCAGAACACUGCAAAGCAGAACGAACACUGUCUUAAGAACUUUGACCUCACCGAAUACCGUCAGGUGCUGAGUGACCUUUCCAUUCAGAUCUACCAGCAGCUCAUUAAAAUUGCCGAGGGCAUGUUACAGCCGAUGAUAGUUUCUGCCAUGUUGGAAAAUGAGAGCAUUCAGGGUCUAUCUGGUGUGAAGCCCACCGGCUACCGGAAGCGCUCCUCCAGCAUGGCAGAUGGGGAUAACUCAUACUGCCUGGAAGCUAUCAUCCGCCAGAUGAAUGCCUUUCAUACAGUCAUGUGUGACCAGGGCUUGGACCCUGAGAUCAUCCUGCAGGUAUUCAAACAGCUCUUCUACAUGAUCAACGCAGUGACUCUUAACAACCUGCUCCUGCGGAAGGACGUCUGCUCUUGGAGCACAGGCAUGCAACUCAGGUACAAUAUAAGUCAGCUUGAGGAGUGGCUUCGGGGAAGAAACCUUCACCAGAGUGGAGCAGUUCAGACCAUGGAACCUCUGAUCCAAGCAGCCCAGCUCCUGCAAUUGAAGAAGAAAACCCAGGAGGAUGCAGAGGCCAUCUGCUCCCUGUGUACCUCCCUCAGCACCCAGCAGAUUGUCAAAAUUUUAAACCUUUAUACUCCCCUGAAUGAAUUUGAAGAACGGGUAACAGUGGCCUUUAUACGAACGAUCCAGGCACAACUACAAGAGCGGAAUGACCCUCAGCAACUGCUGUUAGAUGCCAAGCACAUGUUUCCUGUUGUGUUUCCAUUUAAUCCAUCUUCUCUAACCAUGGACUCAAUCCAUAUCCCAGCGUGUCUCAAUCUGGAGUUCCUCAAUGAAGUCUGAAGAUGCAUGUUUCCAGCAUUAGUUUGAUUCCCAAUGUGAGCAAAAAGGAAGUAUAUACAGUAAAGUAAAUUCAAGGGUCUGUUAAAUCUGGUAAAAGGAGAUCAAAUCAGAGAUUGACAGCCUGUGGAGGGGUGCUGAACCAUACAGAAUUAGACACAACUAUGUCAUUAUUUUUUUGUACCUACUGCUCAGAAUAAAAACACUUGAAAUAUGGAA